Molecule: messenger RNA, 6278 nt
Organism: Alosa alosa (allis shad)
Lineage: Eukaryota; Metazoa; Chordata; Actinopteri; Clupeiformes; Clupeidae
Gene: fndc1
Product: fibronectin type III domain containing 1
Exons: 22
Coding region: 1-5574 (1857 amino acids)
Molecular function (GO): protein binding
Source: RefSeq, a predicted model, not a curated record
AUGUCUCCCGCGGCAGCACGGAGUCUUCUCGCGGUCUACAUCGUACUUACUGCCUUAUGCCCGAUAUUCUCAGCCAGCAAGCCCCUGCAGCCCCAAAAUGUGAAGCUGACGAAGGUUGACAAGGGCCUGCAGGUCACAUGGGACCCCCCUAACCAGUUAGAUGGCCGGCCUGUGGAACGCUACAACAUCGGCUAUGGCAAGUCCAUGAGGGCACUGCGCUUCAUCACCGUAGGCAAGGACCAGCGCUCCGAGAUCCUGGAGGACGUGGAGCCUGGAGUUCUGCACUUUCUCAAGAUGAGUGCAGAGAACGAGGAUGGGCUCAGCAAGCCAGUCUACAGGGCAGAGGUUCCAGGAGGCCCUGAGUUCGUCAAACUGGACGGGUUUGCCGUAGAGAGCAGCAGUCCCAGAAACUCAUCCACUGGGAGGUUUGUGGACCCCCGCACGUCGCAGCAGAGGUCCCAGAAACCCAUGCGGGCCCCCCAGUCGUCGUCAGGGCCCCGACCGCCGGUCAGAGCUCAGGAGCAGCCGGCGGUCCAGAGGAUGACCAGCCGCAGGGUGGACAUCUCACAGCCACAGGCGGACCAGCGCAACAAGCCCAAACUCGCGUCUGAGUCCGUCUAUGUGGUAUCACUGCAGGCCCAGAGAGCUGUAGGCAGAAGUUCACCCAUCAAUAAGGCCCUUGUGAACAGAAAACACACACCAGAGCCAGCAGAGGUGGACGAGGCGGAGGACAUCACGGUCAGAGUCAUGUCCCCGCAGUCUGUUCUCAUCACCUGGAUAGACCCGCUCAUCGAGAAAAAGAAGAAAACAGUCCCAGAGGGAUCCAGACAGUAUACAGUGAGGUACAGAGAGAAAGGCGAGUCUGCGCGUUGGGAGUACAAGGACACAGUUCAGAGGCGUCUGAUGGUGGAGACCCUGUCUGCAGACAGCAUGUACGAGUUCUCUGUGCGCAUCACUGACCGCAACACAGAGGGCAAGUGGAGCACCUCAGUUUUUCAGAGGACACCUGAGUCAGCUCCGUCGGGACCCCCAGAGAACUUCCAGGUGAAGCCGCUGAGGGGGAAGGGCACUGCCGUCACGGCAACCUGGGACCCCCCAGAGGAGCCCAAUGGAAGGCUACGAGCUAAUGGUGCACUUAGGGGCCAGGGCCCACAGACCAAAGCCUUCAGCGUGGCCAUGCCAGCCAGCACUUCUGCCACCUCAUCCAGUCAUCACUCGAGGACUCCCGACAGACACAAGCCCAGGGCAGGUGCAUCGCAGACGGAAGAGGACGACUACGACGAGACUGACCUGCAGGAGACGACGGCGACGGUGACGGACGAGCCUCGGAGACAGUCCACGCCCGCCUCUCCGGCCGGCCGACGCACGCGUCCCCUCACUCAGACGCGAUCGUACCACAGCAUCUUCUCCUCCGUCCGGGGCUCUUCCUCGCGCUCGUCGGGGGGGAGUCGCUCCAGAGGCCGGGAGAGCGAGAAGGCGAGGGAGGAGGACGAGGAGAAGCCCAUCGAGGCUCCGAAGGAGGAAGAGGAGGCGACAGUGAACGAGGCCACUGAGGAGGAGGAGGAGGAGAGGAAGUACACAGACUCUGACGCACACGGACACAAAGCGCCCUCUAAAACAGACGGGCACGAGGACCCUGAUGCACAUGGACACAAAACGCCCUCUAGAACAGGCGGGCACACAGACGCUGGCACACACAGACACAAAACGCCCUCUAGAACAGGCGGGCACACAGACGCUGGCACACACAGACUCAAAACACCCUCUAAACCGGGCGGGCACACAGACGCUGGCACACACAGACUCAAAACACCCUCUAAACCGGGCGGGCACACAGACGCUGGCACACACAGACUCAAAACACCCUCUAAACCGGGCGGGCACACAGACGCUGGCACACACAGACUCAAAACACCCUCUAGAACGGGCGAGCACCAGGACUACAGCAAGCCAUCGGUAGACAGGCCCACGCCUGCCUCAGAGACGCCCACUAAAGAGCCAGAGAGUGACCGCCCCGUCCACGGCUCCUCCUCCCAUUCUCACACCUCCGCAGACCCUGCGUCUGGCCAGCCCAGAAGGCCAAUCACACGCAACCCUGUCAUCAGGUCCCGGGUCCGCAACGGGGGUUCUUCCUCAUCCUCAUCUUCGUCGCGGUCAUCUCCAUCUGUCCCUAUGUCUGGAGACAGCAGGAGGGACGGCAGCAGGAGUGGAUAUCCAGACGCUCACAAGAAGGACGCUCACACCAGAGACAGCUCCACACCCAAAGAAACCACACCAGAGGUGGACACAUCAUCGUCAUCAUCAUCGUCAUCGUCGUCGUCGUCAUCAUCAUCAUCAUCUCCCUCACCCCCCUCUACCUCUGCCCCCUCUUCUCCUGAUUCUUCUUCUGGUUCUUCGUCCUCUUCCUCCUCCUCAUCCUCCUCCGGGUCGGUUCAGUCGGGUAGCGGUAGGACGCCGUCCACAGGCCGUUUCACCGGUUCUGGUUCUGUGAUGAUCAACGGCAGAAAGGUCACCCUCCCUUCCAGAUGGAGUCGGCUAAUGACCGGCCAGCGCACACCGGGCUCAGGCUCCUCGUCCACGUCCACAUCCACGUCCACUGGGUCUCAGUCUGGAUCGCAGACCCAGAACCAGGCACAGAACCAAAACCAGGACCGGAACCCGAGUGCUGACAAAGUGAGCUCCCCCUCUACCAGCAUCCAAGACACCAUAAAUCCGCAGGAUAGCAACCCGAGUACACACAGGCAGACGACCAAAGACGAGAAGCCAACAUCCAGUUAUGAAACCAGCCGCUUGCAUUCCUCUGCAGUGAAGAAAGACAACACUGACAGCCUGAGAGGGAGAUCUGAGGAGGAGGAGGAGGAGGAGGAAGAGGAGGAAAAUGAGCAGGGGAGCAAUCCGCACUCCUCCACGCGCCAGGCUUCGUCGCUUAACCCUUCUCUCUCCGGGCGGACCGAGGCCUCGGCGGUCCCGAGUCGGAAUGCCAGACCGGGAGUCGUGAACCGCUUCCCACCCAGGCAGGAUGGCAGGAUUCCGUGGAGCAGAACGAGCUCCUCGUCCGUCGGGAACAGGAGGCCGGUGGUGCGAGCAAAUCCCCCUCGAUCAGGUGUUCCCGAGACUCUGGAGAGGGGUGAUAAAACUAGAACAGCCUCUUCGUCGUUCCCCUCAAAGCACAAAGUGGACGAUAUCUCCCCUAAGCCUUCAGUGCUGGACAGGGACAGAGUUUCCUCAGGGUCUCGUCUGCCGUCCAGCACAAGGACAGACUCGCACUCUCCCAGACAGAGCUCACAGAUCGAUAAUGACCAUGACGAUGACUAUGAUUACGAGGACUAUGAUAAGAAUGACAGGGUGGCGGAGACGACACUUAAAACAACUACCUCAACUACAACCACAACGACUACUACUACAACUACAACUACUGCUCCUACCACUACUACGACUACUACUGCAAGCACCACCACUAGUCCUGCACAGAACUCUGGGGACUACAGCGAGCGGAGAGAACAGUCUCCUGGAAGAACCGGUUCUCAGUCGGUUCCCUCGUAUGCCCGCCGUCCCUUUCAGGGUUCUGGUGGGAGAGCACGUUCCCCUGUCGUAGCGACGAACCGGCAAAUCGGCUCUCGGUUCCUCGGCAGGCUGUCGCCAGUGCAGCACACAAAGUUGGGAUCUAAGCCGGACUCUUCGUCACCACACUUCUCCUCUUCCUCCUCUUCCCCCUCACAGUCUUCCGAUGACGUUCCUAAGCCGUCGCUGAAUUCAAAGCAUGACGAGUCUAACAGCAGAAUCGCCUCACGUUCCUCCGCGAGCCGGCCCGCCGCUGGGGAGAACUCUCCCGGCACCUCCUCCGGUUCCCAGUCCUCUUCCCCUGCGGUGCGCAGUGCCGUGGUUGGUUCUAGACUAAGGAACCCGAGCCGGUUUGACAGCAUCCUCAGAGGAAAGACUCCAGUCAAUGGCUUCAAGCCCAGUUAUGGACAAGCCGGGAAAAAUGGACGACCGAAUCUAACAACGUCUAAUGGGAAAGUCCCCUCCCCCGCCUCAGAGAGCAAGGAAAAGGGACGCAAGUACAUCUCUGGACCCGAUGGAACUAAAUGGGUUGUUGACUUGGACCAGGGUGUCUUGAUGAAUCAAGAGGGUAAGGUGCUACAGGACUCCCAUGGUCAACCUCACAGAGUAGUGCUUGGGGAGGACGGACGCACAGUGUUUGAUCUGCAGGGCACCCCUCUGGUGAACCAGGAUGGCAUGGCGCUGUUUGGGAGCGGGAGGGACUCUCGGCCGGUGGUCAACCCCAAGGAGAAGAUGCUCACGGUGGGAGGAAAGCCCAUUGUGGGACUGGAUAGGCCACGAGCCAGGACCACCACGACCACCACAACUACCACCACCACCACCAGACCCACUACAACCACCACCACACCAGAACCAACCACCGUCUCCACAACGGCAGAGAUGACAACAGAGGAGUCAUCAACAGAGCUCAACCCCACCUGUCCACCCGGAACUUUCUUUGCCAUGGAUGAAGAUGGGCAGCCCAUGCUAAAUGACUAUGGAGUACUGGACUGCUACCCUGAAGAUGAGUUUGUGAUGGAGUCCACUUCCAUAGCCACCACCAUGACGCUCCCGGCCACCACCACCACCACCCGUCCAAGCCCAUCUCCAGACACACGCCCACACAACUCUGGCCCCUCCUCCGAAUUUGACGUGGCUGGCAAGAAACGGUUCACAGCACCAUAUGUGAACUAUAUCCAAAAGGACCCCGGGGCCCCCUGCUCGCUGACGGAAGCCCUUGAGUACCUGCAGGUGGACAUUCUGGAGAGCCUCAUGAAGAAGGACAGUCCAGCCGGCCUCCACAACCUGCCCCCCAAGAACAAGCCUCACAACUUCACCGUGGUCGCCAUGGAAGGCUGUCACUCAUUCGUCAUCCUCGACUGGGACCGCCCCCUCCCGGACGACUCUGUUUCAGGCUACUUGGUCCACAGCGCGUCUUACGAUGACGUCCUGAACAACAGGUGGUCAACCAGCUCCUCCUCAGGCACACACCUGCCUGUGGAAAACCUCAAGCCGAACUCCAGGUACUACUUUAAGAUCCAGGCCAAGAAUGUGUUUGGACUGGGUCCAGUCAGUGACACCCUGGUGUAUGUGACGGAGUCAGAUGAUCCACUGCUUAUUGAGAGACCCCCAGGUGGUGAGCCGAUCUGGAUCCCUUAUAAGUUCCGCUACAACCCUGCUCACAGCUCCUGCAAAGGAAGUCAGUUUGUGAAGCGCACCUGGUACAAGAAGUUUGUGGGCGUAGUCUUAUGCAACUCGCUGCGCUACAAAAUCUUUAUGGCAGAUGGACUCAAAGACACGUUCUACAGUGUGGCAGACUCCUUUGGCUACGGCGAGGACCACUGCCAGUUUGUGGAUUCCUACCUGGAUGGCAGGACAGGUCCCCACAGCCUGUCUAUGUACCUGCCUCCAGCACAAGGUUACUUCCGCUCGUACAGACAGGAGCCGGUGAACUUUGGCCGCAUCGGCAGGAAUACGGCUCACGGCUUUGUGGGCUGGUACGAGUGUGGCGUCCCCAUCCCGGGCAAGUGGUAACAGAGGGGUCAUCGCGGGGUCGUAGCCUCUGGCAACCACCCUCUGCAUUGCUUGUCUGGAACCCAUACAGAGACACAUGAACUCUUGCACACCAUGGCAACCGUAAACAAACAUAUUACUGCUUGUGAGAGAGAGAAUAUAAUACGUUAAAGCAACUUUAAUAUUUCUGCGUACCCUGUAUCAUGCACUUGAGUUAAGCAAUCUGUAUAUGAGGAAGUGAGAAGCAUGCUACUCAGCCUGUUACUGUGGCCUUUGGAAGGCCAGGGACACAUGAGAGAGAAUGGGCAGGUAUUCACAAUGCCAAACGAUGGGAUAAUUUAUAUGACAAAAACACAACACUUUCAUUCAAACUGAAGGUAAGUUCAAAGCACAAGCAACGCCUCUGACAAAUGGAAGUCUUGCUACAAACCAAAGGUUAAACCACAACGAAAAAAAGAAUAAAUUUGAUAUUUUUCUGUUUGGAUUGUUGAACAGUAGAAUGGUGUAUUUUAUUUGAUUUUGUUGUUUUGUUUUGUUUUGUUUUGUUUGGGAUUUUUUAUCAGAUGUUUUUGCUAACUUGCCAUUUUAUUAUAUUCUUUGAUAUUUGUAUCUGUGUAUUUCAAUGAAAGUUGAUGUGGAAGUAUUGCCCAUUUGCGGGCUAAAGGUAAAUAACCCUAAUUGGUGCUCAGGAACGGUUCUGACUGAAUAAAGGUGCUAAAACCUGA